AUGGACCGUGAAUCCUGUACAAGUCGCAUCGACGUCCUGGAGAGGCUUCUACUUGAUGAAAGUGCAGAACCCACAAACCUGCCAUUAUCCCUCCUACAAGACAUCACAAACCAUUUCUCUCUUGAUCACCAAAUUGGGAGCGGCGGGUUUGCGAUGGUUUAUAAGGGAGUAGUCGGGAAAGGUAUGGUCGCUGUUAAGAAGCUGUCAAACACGUUUGCUAUUCAAGAGAAUAAAUUCCAUGAGGAGGUUAAGUGCCUGAUAAAGGCCAAGCACAAGAAUAUUGUACGGUUUCUGGGGUAUUGCUCUGAAACAAAAGGUAAGAUGGAAGAGUACGAGGGGAAUCUUGUCAUGGCAGAUCAGCGGAACUGGCUGCUCUAUUUUGAAUGCCUUGGUGAAGAUCAAACCCGUUCUAUUACUCAAAACCUACAGGGGACACUGGGAUACAUGGAUCCGGAGUACCUCAGAUCAAGACAUAUCACAUUCUCGUCAGACAUAUACAGUCUUGGUGUUAUAAUAAUGGAGAUACUGAAAGGAGUGAGGCAGUAUCUUGAAGAUGAAUAUGUAAGAAUAAUUUAG
Molecule: messenger RNA, 576 nt
Organism: Triticum dicoccoides
Lineage: Eukaryota; Viridiplantae; Streptophyta; Magnoliopsida; Poales; Poaceae
Product: cysteine-rich receptor-like protein kinase 26
Exons: 4
Coding region: 1-576 (191 amino acids)
Biological process (GO): protein phosphorylation
Molecular function (GO): ATP binding; protein kinase activity
Source: RefSeq, a predicted model, not a curated record